CAUCACACUUAAGAGCUCAACAUGUCCCAUGUGACUUGUGCUGUGGUUAACAUCAGUCCUCGGGGUUGCUGUAUUUUCAGUUCAGAAUCAGUUCAGUCACUUCAGCGACAAGCCAGUUCUGCUGCAGAGUUUUAAGAGAGUCAUUCUGCAAAAUGCCCAAUUGGGUGCUUGCCAUGCAUGUUCUCUUCCUGCUUCCCCAUGGAACGUCAGCCUCCGAUGGUAAGCAUAAGAAAAUUACUAUUUUUUCUGACUUUGCUGCAUUGUAUCUGUAUCUUUGGCAGGGAGGGGAGGGGUUGCCUCCUUAAUUUCCCCCCUAAAGUCCUCCCCCUCCUCAUUUCUGCAACUAGGGUUCUACCAAUAACAACCUACUGUUUCUUAGGGCAUUUCUAGACUGUUGCUAUUUUCAUAUGGGAUUCAGUCACAUACCAGCAAAUUCAGGCUGUGCAAUUAAAUUUGAUUUGGAGCUCUUGUGCCCCCGCUGCUAAGAAAAACAAACAAACCUCCAGACAUUUUGCUGAAGAAGGUGAUGGAGAAAUGUACUAGGAAGUGUGGCAUAAUGUUUGCUUGAUGCAAUGUUCUCUAACCUCUCCACAAACAGAACAAAUGCUCAAAAAUACAAUCGGAUUGCAAACUUUUUGAAAAAUUAUUAAGGUGAAUGCUCAAUAAACAAGUUGUCUUGAAGUGAACUCAGAGCAGGGCUGGCUCAUCCAUAAAGCCCGGUGAAGUGAUUGCCUAGGGCAGCAGGAUUCACAGGGGCAGGAGAUCCCAAUGUGGAUCCUUCUCUCCCCACCCUCAUUCUUGAUGUAGAUCUUCACCCCUUCUUCUCUGGUGGGCAAAGGGACACCAUUUAGUAGUUUGCCUUGGGUGCCAAAAUGUAUUUGACUGGCCCUGCUUCAGAGGCUCCCUUUUGCCUACAUAGCCAUCAUAGCUGUUUAAAUCAUACAAGUAGAAACUGCUCAUAUCUUUUAACUCUUGAAAAAUAACAUUAUCCCCCACCCACCUCAGUUGAAAAUCCCAUGAAUCCCAAAAUGUAUAUCAAAUUUGAAAUUCCCAAUUUGAAAUCUUUACUCUUUUGAAGAUUUUUGGAUUUGGGAAAUCAUAAUCUACAUGGCCCAAAUGUUUCCCUGCAUACAUGAUGCCAUUUACAUGUUAAUAAUUUCCUACUAAAAAAUCUCACCCCGCCCCAGCUGCUAUUUUGCACUCAAAGGUGGUGCUGAUCGUAAGCUAUUGCAGGAUUUGAUGUGGUUCAGAUUCCAGAUCAGGGUCAUAUAGCUGCUUUUUCUCAAAAUAAAAGGAGCCAGUUUACAAUGCUUUCUGAAAAGUGUGUAGAAGGUAAAGUGCAGUUUGACCCUCUUUUGAGAUCAAAUGACUGAGCUACGGUCAAUUAACAUGGCAUUUGACAGGGAUUUUUGCUUGGGGUGUGUGUGUGUGUGUGUGUGUGUGUGUGCGCGCGCGUGCGUGCGUGCCUGCUGCACAGCCAGUGAGCAAAACACUGUUUGUGUCUGCAGAAAAGAAAAAUACUGCUGCAGGCAACGUUAAUAGUCUAUUAUUAAUUUUGAAACCUGAGUGUAUGAAUAUAAUUAGUGGCUACAUGGUGGUGUAAGCUAAAUUUAUAUAUAAAAGAUUAAGAUACUGAACUCUCCUCAAAGCUCUCUGAGAACUAGUCCUCAUCGUGCCUAAUUUUCCCCUCCAUAAAUGUUGAGUUCUCAAUGGGGGCGGGGAGACAGUAAAAGAUAUCAAAUAUUCAAAUAAAAACAGCAGAAAGCAGGUCCUCAUGUCUAUGCAAAAAAAGUUAUCUAAACUAAAUGAUUUUGGCUGUAUCAGAAUAAGGUGAUGAUGGGCUCUGGUAGGCCUCUCUGUGACGGUAGGCAGGGUGGGUGGAUGACAGUUGUCAGGAACUUUGCAUUUUCCUAUUAACAUAAUGUUAUGGGGUAGAUGCUGAGAAAUGUAGGUUUUCUGCAAUGAAAGUGAGUGUCUUUAGAAAACACUGCAGCAACAGUGCUCCGGUUUCUACAUACUACUAAACCAUGGUUUACUAAUGGCUUAGAAUUAUGUGUGAACCCUUUUCGGUGGAUUGGCUCUGUUUGCUUACUGCCAGCAAACCGCAGUCUGAAACCAUGGUUUGUUGUUGGCUUAUGAACCUUGAUUUGAUGGUAUAUGUGAACUCAGCAUGCUUUGUAAACCAUGGUUUUUUUGACCACUACACUUCAGACACUCACCAAACAACAAAGGCAAGAGCAGCUGUAAAACAAAACAAGCUUUAAAGAAACAAUUCAUGGUUUAUUUGUCAACUGUGCUUAACUUUGUUAAACAAACCAUGGCUAGGCAUUAUGCGUGAAAUUGGCCAGUGGGAAUCCCUGGCAUCUCCAGGUAGGGCUAAGGGGUUGUCAACCUGGUCCCUACUGCCCACAAGUAGGUGUUUCAGGAUUCUAGGUGGGCAGUAGGGGGUUCUAUGGCACAAGCUGAAUCCUCCUUCCAUUGAGCACUGGUGGGUGGUAAGAAAAUUUUACCAUCAAGAAAGACGCAUUAGUGGGCGGUAGGUGCAAAAAUGUUGACUGCCCCUGGUGUAGACUAAGGUGGUUCAACCUGUGGCCUUCCCGCCAGAUUCAAGAACAAUAAUCUUAAAAUCUUAAAAAAUUAUCAUUUGUGUCAUGGGUUGCUAACAAAAGUGCAUACAUCUGUUUGGAUAUUAAAUUUGUUUAAUAAUUAAAUCAAUUAAAUAUAUUAAUUGUGUAUUUAAUUAUAUAUAUUUAAUUAAAUAUAUGGUGUAUAUUAAAUGAUAUUAAAUAUAUUGUGAACACUUUAAUUCACUAUAUGGAAAUUUAAUUCAGUGUGUGGGCCGCAGAUUCUGUGCUGAAGUACUCUUGUGUCCCAAUUAGUAUGAAAAGUUGGACUGCCCUUAUAUAGACAAUAUUUCACUAAAUGGUCUGAUUCACUAAGUGGUCUGAUUCAGUAUAACACAGCUUCCUAAAUUUCCAUGUGGGGGAUCAGUCUUACUACAGAGAGACUGGACAAAGAAAAACAUGCUCAUACCUUUAAGCAGGCAAACAAAUAAAACUGGAAGGGACAUUCUUCAGUGCUCUCUCUCUCUCUCUCUCUCUCUGUGUGUGUGCGCGCGCGCGCGUGGUAGGGACAGUCUUCCAGGAUGAAGAAACUAAAUAAAAUAAUAAUCUCAAGUGGUAGGCAUUUCUUAUGGAGGGGUGGUGGUGGUUCUCUUGCUCAAAUUCUCCAUUAUUUUCUCUUAAAGGUCUCAUGCAGCAGAUAACUCAUCACCCACAACAUUAGAAUACACACCCAGAAAAAUGCUAAAACAAUAACAAGCAUUUUUUUAUUUUUUUAAAAUUAAACAUCCCUGUGUUGUAUCUGUCUCCUGCAAACAGUGAUAUUUCAGGGGCUACGGACAAGUGCCGACAAGCACAUUCAUAUCCAAAACUCAAAAGCGUGCUGGUGCUAGUGAGGAAAAUCUGAUUUCUCCAGGAACUAGUUGCGGUGUGAGGGCUGAAUUCCCAGAAGAGUAGCGCAGUCUGGAAGAAUAUGUAUCCCCUUUAUCUCCCAAGAAAGCCUGGGGAGAAAUUGGGUUCACUUUGCAUUUUAAUACAAACCACCUGAUUUGUGCAUCCCAAAACAGUGCACAAACUGAAACACCAGUAUCCUUUGGAAUUUGCAUUUCCAAAUUUUGCAGCGCAGUUCUCUAACCAAAAUAUUUCUGAAGAAAUUUCUUUAUUAGGAAAACAUGCAUUAAAAUGCAUGCACUAAGGAAAAUAACAAAAUACACGGCAGAAAUAUACAAGCCGGGGAAAAGAACAUACAAAAACGUGUCUAUUAGGAGAAAUGCACCCUAAAAUGUAGACGUAUUUUCAUGAGGACUUGCUUUCUGAAAGAAUGCAGAUGACGCAGAAAUGUGGCAAAGACUGGGGAGCUAAGAAACUGGGAGUCACUGAAAUUGACUGUGCUGUCCAUUCCUACUCAAGAGUGAAAGGGCUUCCACCAUUUCAGAAACUGGAAUUGAUUGUAUCCACUCUCAGCUCCUGCUGGUUUCAGCAUUUGAAACCUGGUGCAAUCCUUCCUUCUUAAAACCCGCUGAAGUCAAUUGUGCAAGUGUAUAGGUAAGUCCCAUUAUUUCACAGCAAUACAGCCAAUCUCUUCAGAGUCUCACCUGUCCUGUAUGCCUGUCCCUCCCCCUUUUUUCCCUUUAAGUCACAGAAAACAAACCAGAACUAAUAGUUAUCACUGCUGAGGAAGGAGAGUCUGUCAAUAUUACUUGCAAGUUUGACCAACUGGCGAUGUCAGGGCUGCGUUUGAGACGGACACUUGUGAAAGCCAUGGAUGUGCUAUAUGUGAAAAAGCAGGGUCUACACAUGACCAAAGCUCCUGAAUAUGCAUACCGCAUGGAGUACUUUCAGCUGAAGAACGCAUCGACGAUAAUGCUGAAGCAUGUGAAGAAGAAUGACAGUGAUGGGUAUUUGUGUGGGGGCACUCUGAUAAUUAACCAGGAGCCCAGGAUAAUGAAUUUCAGCACUAUCAUCUUGGCAGUGAAAGGUGGGUCAGGAACAAUCAUUACUUCAACAGUUAGAGGGAAUGGCAGCACUAUUUGUUGGCUACAAAGAGAAAGACAAGUAUCUAGCAAAAUGUGUCUGUGCAUGUAUAUACAGUGGUACCUCGGGUUAAGUACUUAAUUCAUUCCGGAGGUCCGUUCUUAACCUGAAACUAUUCUUAACCUGAAGCACCACUUUAGCUAAUGGGGCCUCCCACUGCUGUUGCGCCGCCACCAUGCAAUUUCUGUUCUCAUCCUGAAGCAAAGUUCUUAACCCGAGGUACUAUUUCUGGGUUAGCGGAGUCUGUAACCUGAAGCGUAUGUAACCCAAGGUACCACUGUAUGCACAGCUAACUCAUACCAUCAGUGCAGUAAGUUGUCAUGGACUGGCUGGAUGCAGAGGAGUGCUGGGAGGCACCAACUGGGGAAUCCCCAAGGGAACCCUCAGUGGAAGAAGGCUCAGAGCCAGGGGAUUGGUGGGGGGGACGGGACAGACAAUGAGUAGUCAGAGGGAGAAAUGGGAGCAGGCUGAGAGAAAGAGGUGACAGAAGCUGAAGAAGCAACAGGGUUUAGUGAGCAGGAAGAGGCUGUGGCAGAGGGCAGUCCAGACUCAGAGGCAGAAGAGAAGGGGGACCAGAAGGCAGAGAUGAGGCAGAAUCAGGGAGUCUCCCUCUUCUGGACGAUGCCCUUAACUCUUUAAGGACAGUACAGAUAAUGUUAAUUAAGCAAGCAUUAAUUCUUCUAUUCAUGAUAGACAUUUAUAUCUUAGGGCAUGUUUGGAGAAAGACUUGUAAAUGGCAAAACUUGCAUCCACAACCGUAGGAUAGCAAUUGGGUUCCUGAUUUGCUCUUCUUCACCAUAGGCUUGUGUGGAAAGUAACAAAACAUGUUCCUCUCUUUCUAUCUCUAAAGAGGCCUCAGCUAUGAAGCUAACCGAGUGUCCUUCAUUUCUCUGGGUGCCAUAUAUCCUUAUCUUCAUGUCACUGCUCUUGCUUGUUGGACUGGGAUAUUUUAUCCUAUCUCAUAUAGAUGUGAGUAUGACUAACACUUUCCUUUAUGUUAGCUGAGUUCCAUCAGUCUUCCUCCUAAAAGAUUUGCACCUCACUGAGGAAAUAUUCCCAAGUAUAUAGCAUCAGAAUCUCUCUCCCUUUCCCCAUAAUUGCUAAAUUGUUGGCAUAAUAACGUGCUUCUUCAUGGGUCUGUAUGAAUAAGAUGGUCUCUUGGACUCAGUAUCAUAGUUAUUUCAGGACUGAAUGGGCUCAUGCAAUCUCGGUGAUGAAGAGAAAAGAAAUAGACUGAAGAUUCAAAAGUACAUCAAAGCAUGUUGACAGACUCAGUAUGCAGAAUUAUCCCAAUUUAACAGAAUAGUCAAACACACUAAUGGCUUUUCCUCUGUAAUAAUUAAAGCUGAGUAAUACCAGUGAUGACUUUACCUAAAAGACAGGUGCUCCCAUGAUAGCUUUUCUCCCCCCAGAAUUGAUGCCAUCCACAACAGCGUGGGCUUGUCCAAGCAGUUUUCUGCUUGAUCCACGCUUUCUAGACAUGGAUCCAAGUGGUUCUCCCCUUGCCUGCUCCUUUCCCAGGGAAACCCAACCCUUCAGCUCUCAGUUGGAGCAAACAUCAAUCUGGUGAAAAAUCUGAAUUGCUGUUUGUUCCUAGCACAGUUUUCCCCAGAGGAAGGCAGCAGGACAACAGGAAGUGUGGAGAAGCCCUGUAUCUCUGAACACAUAGAUAACGUUCAUCCUAAAUUGUUGCAUUCCUGAGUUUCCCCCGCAAAGACAUUCUGCCUUAUACUGAGUCAGGCCAUUGGUCCAUCUAGUUCAGUUUUGCCUACACUAGCUGGCAGCAGCUCUCCGGGGUUUCAGAUGGUGGUCCUUUCCAAACCUACCUGGAGAUGCUGGGGAUUGGACCAAGGACCUUCUGCAUGCAAAGUAUUUGGCCUCCCAGUGAGCUAGGGAGCAACAUCUGCUGCCCCUGCUUCCAAGUGCUAAUGUAUCACAAUCCUGUGAUAAAUUUUGCUUCCAUUAUAAUUGCAGCAAAAUACUUUCAGGUGUUCUGGUUCGCCAGAAGUGGCUUAGUCAUGCUGGCCACAUGACCUGGAAGCUGUACACCGGCUCUCUCAGCCAGUAAAGCAAGAUGAGCGCUGCAACCCCAGAGUCGUCUGCGACUGGACCUAAUGAUCAGGGGUCCCUUUACCUUUACCUUUUAGGUGUGAGUUGCCUAGUGCUAUUGUUUCAAAGUCUUUGUCAGUUGAACCAGGCUUCUCCAGACUGGCACAAAUGUCUUCAAGCUGCUAUAGUAGUGAUCUGUAUCACUGCUUGGGUAUAGAAGAGGCCAAAGCUCUCCUUUUCUAUACCCUAUUUUUUUCCAACACACUGGGUAUCAGAUCAACACAUGCCUACCCAUCCCUCCCCUUAUCAAUAUUGACUCCAGCCCUUUGGGAUGGAUCCUUGUGAGCAAUGCAUAUUAAUUGCUGCCUGCUUUCUCCCCCUUUAACAGAUCAAGAAAUGCUGCAACAAAGGAAAGGCAGCAGAAACACAAAAUAUGGUCUAUGAAGACAUGACGUGCAGCCUGAGGCGCAACACUAUGAAUAAUGUAUAUAAUAAUUAGAAGUGAUCACUUGCCAGAUGGAAUAAUCCCGUCAUUCUCAGACCCAGCAAAAUCCACUGCUGCAAUAUUUACUGCAAACAAUGAAUAACAAAGCUGGAAUCUGCUAAGAAUCAAGAUCAAUUAUUGUUAUUAUAACCACUUUAACUGAAGGAAGCACAAGUCACUGUCUGGAAAAAAGGCAUUUAGAUAAUACUUUAAACUUAAACUUUUUAGCAAGAAUACCACCCACUCUGCUUACCUACUAACCCCUUUGCCACUCCCCCUUUCCCGACACCAGGCCAAUCCCACUUCUCAGUUUACACCCGAACAACCCCUUCACUUUACACACCAGUCAUCCCCUUGCCUACUCCCUCACAGCUCACCCCAAUCCCUGUCCUCACAGCUCUUCCAAACCCUCUUUUUAAGGAGUGAUGCACACACUUCAGAGUGUGGUCUGCAAAACCUCCCACUCUCCUUUAAACAGCUCACAUGGGCGGGCUGCCCCCCCCCCCCCACUGCUUGGGUGUGUUUUUUUCUUGCUUGCUGUUCUGUAAUCAUGAUGGAGUUGCAGCAUUAUGUCAGCCUUAUAAUGUAUAGUAAGAAGUAAUAAUUUUGUAUUUUUAGACAUUUGCAUAGGUUUUUUGACUUUGUGAUUUUUUGUUUCCUAGAACAUAAUUUCCCAGGGUUUGAUACUGUGUAUUUGACUCCCGAUAAAAAGUGAGCUUAGCAAGACUUCUAAGUUUAUGAGUCUAUAGGAAUUUAGGAAGCUACCUUUUACUGAGUCAGACCAUUGGUCCAUCUAGUUCAGAAUUGUCUAUGUCUGGUAGUUUCUUUCCUGGUUUUCAGAUAGCAGCCUCUAACAGACCUACCUGGAGCUGCCAGGGAUUAUACCUCCAACCUUCUGCACACAAAGCAAUGGUCCUUUCCUCAGACUUCUGUUGCCAGAAUGAGUGAUAAAUAUUUCAAUCAAGAAUGUGCUAUAAACAUUUCAAUCAAUCUCCGUCAAAAGGUAUUUUUUGAGGCAUCUCUCACCACAGGAUAUCCUCCUUGCACAAUUUUGGUUUACAUUCCAACACUGACAUUUCCUAAGGUUACCAUACAUCCUAGAAAGACACAAACAUAUGUGGUGCGCACUUGUACAACAAAUGUUCUUACCAGUCAAUGAGAUUUCUCCUUCUACUGUCUUCCAGCUGCCAUGAUAUUCAUGGGUUUCUCUACUCCUCCUUCUGGGACUAGUCAUCCUAGGAGUUUGUUUAUUUAUACUUUCUUGCAACCCACUCACUGAUGUCACCUGACGUUCCACACAUGCCUUGGAAUUCUGUUGUUAUCAUACUUUGACCUGGAGAGCCUAUUGGUAAUCUGGUUUAUGAUUAGAUGAUGUAUUAUACCCUGCACUUUUUUUUUCCAUGUCUGUUUUCCGGCAAAUACUAUGGUAACUGGAAUGCCAGUUAAAUGAAUGAGCGACAGUGAUUCUUGGAAAGGUUGCAGAACUGUUUACUUGGGGGAGGCACGAACUACAGCUGCGCAAGCACGUAAAUGCAUGGGCUAAUGAAAGUUUCUGCCCAUACAUGACAACCAUUAUUCAAACACUGGGUUAAUGUAAGAUUUGUAGGAACAGGUUUUGCUGUAAUGGGUGAAGUCAUCAGUCUUUUCAUAACUAAAUAAAUGCAUUUAUAAGGAAAGG
Messenger RNA from Podarcis lilfordi (Lilford's wall lizard), 8806 nucleotides. The record is from the annotation of a GenBank genome assembly. NCBI's taxonomy places the organism in Eukaryota, Metazoa, Chordata, Lepidosauria, Squamata, Lacertidae.